AUGCUGGAGAAACUGGAAGGUAAACUACGAGCAGAUGAGAAAGAACUGAUGAGAAGAGUAAACGGGGUUUCGAUUACAGAACAAUGUUUGAAGGAAUUGGAAAAUGAUCUUAAAUCAAAGGAACAUAAAGAGAAGACUUUGCAGGGAAGGACCAAAGCUUGGGAGGGAAGGGAACAAAAGGUUUUUGAUGCGGAGAGGAAGUUGCAGAGAAAGGAAAGUGAACUUCGUUCAAAAGAGACCCUUUUUGAGGGAAGGAAAAUUGAGCUAAGGGAAAAGCUGAAACUUGUGGAGAGGAAAGAAAAAGAUAUUGCUUCCAAAGAGAAAGAUUUGAACAGAAAGGAAGAUGAAAUUUGUUCCAAGGAGAAUUCUUUGAAGACAUUGGCAGAUAGAUUGAAGAGAAAGAAAGCUGAGUUCGAUGCCCUAGAAAAUGCUUUAAAGACAGAGGAAGACAAUCUUACUUUGACCUCGAAAACCUUAGACACAUUGAAAAAUGAACUUGAUUCCUACAAGAAAGACUUGGCAGCAAUGAAAUAUGAGCUUGAUCGGAAGGAGCAUAAUUUGAAGACAAGGGAUGAUGAGCUUAAUGCAGAGAAGCAACAAGUGGAGAAACUUAAAAGCGAGCUUGAUUCGACAGAUGCAAUAUUAGACAGUUGGGCAAAAAAGCUUUAUCCUGAGCAAGAAGCUUUUGAGAGCAGUAAAAACGAGUUCAAAAGGGAAAUUGAAGCAUUUAAGGAGCACAUUCGGAAAACAUAUUCCAGCCCACUUGUUGAAGACUCUGUUUCUCCCAAUCCUGCUCCAUCUUGA
Molecule: messenger RNA, 804 nt
Organism: Oldenlandia corymbosa var. corymbosa
Lineage: Eukaryota; Viridiplantae; Streptophyta; Magnoliopsida; Gentianales; Rubiaceae
Source: the annotation of a GenBank genome assembly